GGGCAAUUGACUUCACGUAUUACCUCAGAGGAGACAGUGUGUAGGUUAUUGAACGCGUUACGAGUGAACAGCUACCUUGUCGGUCGGUUGUUUUUUGAGAGAACAUCGCAAGCAGUGAAGAAUGUUUUCUGCCCGUGUCGCGCGCGCUCACACACGCGUGCACGCAUACAUGUACAGAGCGGCCAGCGCGCGAAAGAAGUGAACCGCAUCCGUCGAAGCUGCAGCAUCGGAGUCACACGGAUAUCCUCACUCGGAUUGCUUUUACAUACCAGGACUCGCCCUCCACCGCCUCACCUAUGCGGUUUUCACAUACGGAUGCAACUCCUCACCUGCUCGGAUUAUAUGCGGCUGUUACAAUUACAUUCGCAAUAGCGGUUGUCUCAAAUCAGAGAGCGCGCACCUCUGCGUAACGCACAGCCGGUGGAUUGUGAUGUGCGCAUUUGGUGGUGUGUAGUGGAGGUUAAAGUAAGGAUUUGAUCGGACAGGAUUUGGUAAGAACCCGUAAAAAGGGUAGGAGCUUAGUUUAUAACCCCUGCGACUGGACACCUGGUUUUACACAUCAUUUCUACUCUCGAGAUCUAGUGCGCGAGAGGCUGUAGUAUUGCCUGUCAUGUUUUUUCUCUUUGACUGAUCGCGGCAUCCAAGAGAACCCUAGAGAUUGCGAUGCCAGGACAGUAAGAAGGUGGGUCUCAGUUGUUCGGUAGCAUGGCUCCGUCCAGGAGGGACUGCAGAUGUGACAUGAUCUUUUUGUCGGGAUGCCUACUCCUGUCCGUAUUGGGAUUUCAACCUGCAUUGGCGAAGGUCUGCAACGAUUACACAAGGCACAGCCUGGACAACAACUGGUACACGAAAGAUGGUGAGAAGUUGCCCAUCAUGGUCCUGAUGCCGAUGAAUGAAUCAGCGCUGAUGAGCAGCAUCAGUCAAGGCAUCGAGCCGGCCGUUCAGCUGGCCAUCCAGCACAUCCGCGAGUCCAGGCAGUACUCCUUCUCGCUCAUCACCAAAAUCUACGACACGGAGUGUGACAACGCAAAGGGAUUGCGGGCCUUCUUUGAUGCAAUCUGCUAUGGUCCAAAACAUUUGAUGAUCUUUGGAGGAGUGUGUCCGUCAGUGACUUCAAUCAUUGCUGAAUCGUUGGAGGGGUGGAACCUCGUGCAGGUUUGUGCCAUAGCCAGUAUCUGGUUCAUAAAAACUGCAAUGUGAUUAUUCAUUUGUCUUAUCAUUAACAAUCAUCUUUUUCCCUCAAAAUGCAAUGUUUACAUGAGAGUGUUUCAUGCCGCAUAUUUGCGCUAAUGACUUCCUCUGUGACGUAAAUAAAUACUAAUGUCUUAAAUCAAAAGUUUGGCAAAACUGGGCUAGAAAUGU
Carassius auratus (goldfish) is the source of this 1362-nucleotide messenger RNA. RefSeq names its product gamma-aminobutyric acid type B receptor subunit 2-like. Gene Ontology annotation, biological process: G protein-coupled receptor signaling pathway; gamma-aminobutyric acid signaling pathway. The record is from RefSeq and is a predicted model, not a curated record. The transcript has 2 exons. Bases 706 to 1200 code for a protein of 164 amino acids. Gene Ontology annotation, cellular component: G protein-coupled receptor heterodimeric complex; membrane. Gene Ontology annotation, molecular function: G protein-coupled GABA receptor activity. Lineage: Eukaryota; Metazoa; Chordata; Actinopteri; Cypriniformes; Cyprinidae.